Molecule: messenger RNA, 1658 nt
Organism: Malania oleifera
Lineage: Eukaryota; Viridiplantae; Streptophyta; Magnoliopsida; Santalales; Ximeniaceae
Product: protein MIZU-KUSSEI 1
Exons: 1
Coding region: 779-1435 (218 amino acids)
Biological process (GO): hydrotropism
Source: RefSeq, a predicted model, not a curated record
GCAAAUGGAACCCUUUUCAUUUUGGUACAGAAAAUAUAUUUUACCAGACAACAAAUCAGUUAUUAGAUGCUUUCAUUCACUUUGGGAUAAAUGAAACCGUGCAAAUCCUAUGGUAAAACUUACAUUCGAGCUAACAAAGAGGAGGGGACAAAGGAAAAAUUUAGGGAAAGUGAUGUAGCUGAGAAGACUAUGCCGACGCUAGAAAAAGUGGAGUAACUGACAGCCCAAGACAGGGAGAAGGGGUUACUUGCUAAAAAAAAAAAAGAGAUCUUCAAUGGCUGAAACAGGGGAAGUGUUUGGGGAAAGAUGAGUUGCACUUCAAUAAUGAGAGUGUUUGUGAUGGGAUUGGUGAAGGCACAAAGCAAGCAAUUGAUGUUGAUGCACCAAGUAAUGAUCAGAGAGGCACAUGCCAAACCACCAUUAAAAAGACUCCUCUGCUUUCAUCUUUUCCAGUUUUUUCUUCAUCCCCUUCCCCACCCACCUUGCCUUAUCACGUUCAUUCAAUUUCGGCCCCUCUGCCUCUCCUCGCUAAGCCCUGUUGGUCACAUCACGCUUUAUCCCAUUUCAAUCCCAUGUCUCAAACCAUUUGAGAAGGACUUUCUCCUCUUUUCUCCCCAACUUUAAAGAUUCCAAGUACAAUCCAACCCACCCGAUUGCCAAUUGCCAACUGCAUUCCUAAGCCCUUCAAAUUCAAUUAUCUAUAUUAAUUUUGCAUGCCCCUUUUCUCAACUCUCAUCCUUCGAGUUAAAAAAGUUCAAACCCUGUUUGAUGCCAUCAAAUGGAGAACAGAGCUCUGAUGUCUCUUCUCCGGCCGACACCCGGCGAGAAGCGAACGAAAUCCGGAAAUGGGUUUCUCAAAAUGCUGAAGCUUUUUCCGAUGCUGACCUCGGGAUGCAAAAUGGUGGCUCUACUGGGCCGCCCACGACGGCCUCUGCUGACGGAUAACGCGACGACGGGAACGAUCUUCGGGUACCGGAAAGGCAGAGUGAGCCUCACGAUUCAGGAGAACCCCCACUGCGCGCCCAUGUUCGUGAUCGAGCUUCCGAUGCUGACGAGCGCGUUCCACAAGGAGAUGGACUCCGACAUAGUCAGGAUUGCGCUGGAGAGCGAGUCGAGGACGCACCGGAAGAAGGUGAUGGAGGAAUUCGUGUGGGCGAUUUAUUGUAAUGGCAGGAAGGCGGGGUACUCGAUCAGGAGGAAGCAAAUGUCGGCGGAGGAAAUGUAUGUGAUGCAAAUUCUGCGAGGGGUUUCGAUGGGCGCCGGCGUACUGCCGAGCCCGUCGGAGAAACAGGCGUCGUUCGACGGCGAAUUGACCUACAUGAGGGCGAGAUUUGAGAGGGUGGUAGGAUCCAAGGAUUCCGAAGCUCUGCACAUGAUCAACCCUGAUGGGGCGCAGGGCCCGGAAUUAAGCAUUUUCUUUGUUAGGGCUCAUUAGGGUUUAUCUGCGCUGUCGCUGGGUUUUACUGUGGAUCACCUCUUGGAUGAAAACAAGUAAAUUGUUCAAAUUAUUUACCUAGGGUUUCAUGCUUUUUCUUUUUUUCGUUUUCGGGAGGGUGGGGUUGCGAAUUGGGAGGCUUGUAGGGUGUUAAUGUGUUAUAUUUUAUAGGGUUGAUGUUUGGUACAUAAUUCCUCUAACUAAUUAAUUAUGGGUUUUAUCA